CUAGAAUUUAAGUUACCAAUACGUUAAAAAAACUUUAUUUUUAUUUUAUAAAAAACCCACCUCAUCUUUAUGGAAAAAAAAAAAUCCCCCUCAUCAAUCCUAUUGUAUAGUAUUACUCCAUAAAAAGGAAGAACCUUUCAUAUGAUAUUCAGACUUUCAGAACAGUAACAGAGCUGCCUAAAUCAACAGUAAAUUCAGACACAGAAAAAAAAAUUGUGCAAAAUGGACGCCGCAACGAAGGAGAAGGUGCAAGAAACAGUGCUGGAAAUCCUUCGAACAGCCGACAUGCAAAAGAUGACUGAAUUCAAUGUUCGUACUCUCGCCGGCGAAAAGCUCGGCAUCGAUCUCUCCGAAUCUUCUUCCAAGAAAUUUGUCCGUCAGAUUGUCGAAGGCUUUCUUCUUGAACAACAGCGCCAAAACGACGCCGUUCAAGGCGCCGCUGAUGAAGCAGAACAAGAACAAGAAGAAGAGGAGGAGGAAGAAGAAGAAGAAAGUAACAAGAGACGUUCUGAUGGCAAAGAGUAUGAUGAUGACGGCGAUCUCAUCAUCUGUCGUUUGUCGGAGAAGAGAAGAGUGACGAUUCAGGAUUUUAAAGGAAAGACAUUGGUGUCAAUUAGGGAGUAUUACAAGAAAGAUGGAAAAUUUCUCCCUACAUCCAAAGGGAUUAGCUUAACUGCUGACCAGUGGUCUUCCUUCUAUAAGAAUGUGCCGGCUAUAGAAAAAGCUAUCGAGAAAAUGGAGGAAAGGUUGAGCUGAGGCUGAAGCUAAGUAACCCUCUUAGAACAGAUAACUCUUAUAAUUUGGUGUUCCAAUGUUCGUACGUUGUGGCAGUCGUGUUUCACUGCAGUAACUGCCAUUUCGUUUCUUGAGUUAUCUGGGUAUACAUUUUGCAAGACUUGAUGAUAUGGCCUUUGAUAACUUUUGGAACAGUGUACAAGUCGCGUAGUGUUUUUUAUUUUUGAGACAUGUUGCCCUUAUGUUCGAAGUAGUGUAUAUGCAAUGCAGUUAUAUUCUGCUCCUUUGGCUGCAACUCAAUUCUCAUAUUGUGUUAUACAGACUUAAGUAUGGUAAUAAAAUAUAAUGUUACCUUAACCUCA
Molecule: messenger RNA, 1097 nt
Organism: Chenopodium quinoa (quinoa)
Lineage: Eukaryota; Viridiplantae; Streptophyta; Magnoliopsida; Caryophyllales; Amaranthaceae
Product: RNA polymerase II transcriptional coactivator KELP-like
Exons: 3
Coding region: 223-756 (177 amino acids)
Biological process (GO): positive regulation of transcription initiation by RNA polymerase II
Molecular function (GO): DNA binding; transcription coactivator activity
Source: RefSeq, a predicted model, not a curated record